CUCGUGGCCGUUCGUAGUAUUUCCUUUUAUUUAGGUGAGUUGCUGUUCAGCCCAAUCGCGAAGUGGGCUGAAAACACUGCUUAAGUUUGUAUUUCUUUCGUUUGCGUCGCGAUAUUAUCAGUUAAUUUGUUGGGACACCAUGGCUUCGUUAAGAGAUCGAGCAUUUUGACAUUUAAAAACGAGAAAAGUCUCAUGCAGCUCUCCGCCGCGUUUCAAGCUGCUGGCUGUCAACUUGUGCUCUAGCUGCAACAGCUUCAAUCGAGUCUCUUUUUCUGUAUUUGCGCUGUAAAAUAUUUUUAACGGGAUAGUGAAAACACACAACGUGUGGGAGUUUGCUCUUUUGAACCAUGUCCACUGAAGUUGUUAGUAACUUGGACGUGACAGUCAGUUGUUUGGGCGAAGGGAACCAAAACAAGUCGGACGCGGAUCGACCCAAGAAACCUGAUCGAGCGAGCCACGAGGAGGGGCAGCAAGAUCCUCCUCAGGUCGACUGCAAACAUCAAAAACAGGGGGUCAUGGAAAGCAACACGGAUGGGUUGAGUACGGACAGCACGAACGACAAAGAGAACGAGGAAAAUGAAUCGAGUAACAAAGCUACAGAAACUGCCAAGAAGAAGGUGAUCGAGGCUCCUCCGCCGAAAGUGAACCCGUGGACGAAGAGGAAUUCAUGCCCUCCCAAUAACGCCACCAUCACCACCACCAACUCCAUACAAACAGAUCCCCAGAGUCCUGCCAAAGUUGUCCGUGCCAGCAAACCCAGGGCCAGAAAGACUAGCAAGUCAAGUGAUUUCAGUGAUAUCACAAAUUGGCCUACGCCUGGAGAACUUGCCAGUAAGGAGCAGAAUGUAAUAAACACACAGGGGCAGAAGAGCACGUCCGGACGAAGAGAGAGAAAGAAAGUCGUCGGAGGAGAGAAGAGAGAGAAGGAGUGCAGUAGCGACGGAAGUGACAGUAAGGAGAACAGGGAGGCGCAGUCCGACCCAAUCACGGGGCUUUCAAAUGACCAGGACGCAGAGAAUGGAGAGGAGACGCAAAACAACGUCCCCCGCAGGAGAGGAGUUUGGAGAAGAGAGAGAGAUUUCUUUGAUGACACGGCAAGCAUCCGCAGCGAGGGCAGCAGUGUCCGAGGAGGACCCAGAGGCCGGGGCAAAGGUCGUGGACGGGGCAGAGGUCGUGGAAGAGGUCGCUACGAUUUCUCCCACGGUUACCGGGACUCGUAUACUGAUGGGUCUACGGUUCCAUCCGAGUUCGGCACUAACAUGGUGUAUUACUACGAUGACGGUAAUCGUGUGCAGAUGUAUACGAUCGAGGAGAACUUGCUUAAAGAGUACAUCAAGCGCCAAAUUGAAUACUACUUUAGCCUCCCAAACCUGGAGCGAGACUUUUUCCUGAGGAGGAAGAUGGAUUCGAAAGGCUUCUUGCCGAUCUCUCUGAUCGCCAGUUUUCACAGAGUCCAGGCGCUCACCACUGAUAUCAACCUUAUUAAAGAGGCCUUAAAGAAAAGCGAAGUCGUGGAGCUGGUAGAUGAGCAGAUCCGUAGGAAAGAGGAGCCGGAGUUUUGGCCCAUUCCAGGUCCUCCUCAGGAUUCCCCACGCACGGAUUUCUCCCAGCUCAUUAACUGCCCAGAAUUUGUACCGGGACAGACGUUCACCGCUCUCAACAAAGUGCCAUCAUCCCCAGUCAACCAGCACAUGGAUGAACCAGUCAUGGUAAAUGGCCAAUCCAGCGACACCACUGACACGGACACAGGCAGACCCCUGUCUAAAGAGUCCUCGCCCUCCAAAAGUAACACUAGUGAAGAUGUGAAGAGCCCUAAAGAGCGCUCCAGCAGCCUUUCGGAUCCAGAAGCCCAGUCGUGGAUACAGGUGGAAAAACGACACCGAAACUCAUCUGGAAAAAACAAGGAACAUCCAGAAUCGGCUAAGUCCAGCUCAAAGCAGCAGCCUGAGGCCGAACAGGAGGAACUGGACUUCCUGUUUGAUGAGGAAAUGGAACGGCUGGCCGCGCCUCGCAAGAACACCUUCACCGAUUGGUCCGAUGACGACUCUGAUGAUGAACUCGACGACUGUGACGUAAACAAGAUCCUGAUCGUUACUCAGACCCCUCCUCACCUGAAGAAACACCCCGGGGGCGAUCGCACAGGAAACCACGUGUCACGUGCCAAAAUUACAGCUGACCUUGCCAAAGCCAUAAACGAUGGAUUGUUCUACUACGAACAGGAUCUAUGGACUGAAGAAGAUGGACAGCAAGACUGUACCAAUGCCAAGGAUAUGGAGAACUUCAAAAAGCUCAACAUGAUCAGCAAAGAUGAGUUUGAAAAUCUGAACCCCAAAAUUCCUAUUGACUCCAACCAGGAAGUCCCGCCCCCUCCACCGUCUCAAACAGAUGAUUGUAGCUUGGCUCAUUCUGUUCCCGAGGAUGUCCCAGAAGAAUCCAGUGUGCCACGGACCCCUCGUACCCCACGUACCCCUGGCAGACAGGACCCCACCAAAACCCCACGCUUCUACCCUGUCAUCAAAGACAGUGGAAACCUUGACGGACAGACACCCAGAAAAAGGAAAACUCGUCACAGUUCUAACCCUCCUCUGGAGUGCCAUGUAGGCUGGGUGAUGGACUCACGUGAACACAGACCCCGCACUUCUUCAAUCAGCAGCUCAAAUGCGUCUCCAUCAGAAGGGGCUCCAGCGUUGUCAGGCAGUUACGGCUGUACCCCUCAGUCCCUGCCCAAGUUCUGGCAUCCAUCCCACGAGCUCCUGAGAGAAAACGGCUUUACCCAGCAAGUUUACCACAAGUACCGCCGACGCUGCCUCAAUGAGAGGAAGCGAUUGGGGGUCGGUCAGUCUCAGGAGAUGAACACGCUCUUCAGGUUUUGGUCGUUCUUCCUCAGAGACAACUUCAACAGGAAGAUGUACGAAGAGUUUAAGCAGUUUGCCGUGGAGGACAGCAAGGAGAACUACAGGUAUGGACUGGAGUGUCUGUUCCGGUUCUACAGCUAUGGACUGGAGAGGAGGUUCAGACCGGAUAUCUUCAAGGACUUUCAGGAGGAGACUUUACGUGACUACGAGAAAGGUCAGCUAUAUGGACUGGAGAAAUUCUGGGCUUUCCUGAAAUAUUCCCGGGUAAAAAAUCAGGUCAUUGACCCCAAACUUCAGGAACACCUAAAGAAGUUCAAGAGCAUUGAUGAUUUCCGAGUAGAUCCACCAAUGGGAGAGGAAGGAGGGAGAAGAAAAGCACACUCGUUCUCCUCCGGAGACGAAGUGAAACGUAGACGACACAACUCGACGUCGUCAUCCAAACAGAGCCCGGUUAACAAGGCUUCUACAGACAAUCAACAUGCUGCUGGAGGUGUGGAAAAAACCACCUCAACUGAUAAGACCGCCGCCCCAACUACAUCAAAAGCCAUGUCAUCCAAUCAGCAAUCUGGCGCAGGGUCAUCCAAAUCCGCCUCGGCCAAUCAGAAACAACCACCUACCAAGAACAGCGCAUCUAACGAUGCCGCAACAAAAGCCCCGCCCAAAGAGAAUGUGAAGAAAAAUACCUCAUCAGAUGCUCGCAGAGAGAAUACAGCAGCGAGUAGAAACCGAGAUAACCAACAGCCAAAAAAGUGAAGCUAAACUACAGUAUUUGAGUUCUAGUAAACUUGAGAGCUAUGAAAGGAUUAACAUUUUAACCUUGGAAGUAAGGCAGUCAAACCGUUAGAGCAAAGACCAACUGUCAUACCACUGUGGUCGGUCACAAACUAAAGAGUAAACCAGAAUUAUGUUAAGUGUCAUACUGAGAUACUUCUCUGGAUGAGUUAACUUCCGUAACAUCUUUUUGUUUUUAAUUCUUCUGUUUUUUGCGUUUAGUAGUAGUUUGCGAAAUCAUCAGCGCGCAUGGUAAACUUGUUUUGCUGUAAAGUUUACAGAACGUGCAUUCUUACAUCGAAUGCAGUUUUAAACUAUUUUAAAUUUAAAAUACUUACCUUUGCGAAUGCCUUACAUUUCAAAAGCGACGAAACGUACAUAUUUUACAGCUCUGUCAGCAUUCAUAAUAGUCUCUUGGUUUUUAUCUCUAUUGUGUAUUUUUAAGUAGUGCACGUGCCUCUUUUGAGUGACACGUCACAUUUUUAUGUGUCUCUGACAAGAGCACACGUUUAUUUUAAAAAUUCAAAAAACCUCAUCAAACACAAAAAAAAUUAACUUGAAAUAUGGUUGAGACCCGAUAACACACUAUAUAGCCUAUUGCAUUUUUGCUCUUUUAGCUUGUGUAGAAAAUAUGACAGUGAUGAAAUACUAAGUUCUUUAUGCUUUCAUGAUUAGCCGAGUGUCUGAGCUGAAUAUCGGGGAAAGUGCGUAGAUAUCGAGCCAAUGCGGUGAGGGAUUACAAAAGGAAAUAAUAAUAUCUACAAAUUUGUUCUCGCUUAUGAAUAUUGUGCCGUUCACGUUAUGGAGACGGUGAUGCUAAAGACAGUGUCUCCAGUUUAGGUGCUGAGGAGAGAAGGAAGACAUCUUAAUGGCCUUUACGAUAAUUUUGACUUAAUUUGGAAAACAUCUAUGUACUUGAAGUUUUCUAAGGAAUGUUAUUUUUUGAAAGGAAUUUUCUUUCUUUUAAGUACUUUGAAUUAUAUUGGAGUUAGAUAAUUUAUUUUUCCUCUCUUGUAAAAGCUUAAUUGAUUUUAAUCUUUUUUUUAUUGAUAUUUCGAAGAGAGUGUAGAUGACUGCAAACCCAGAGAAAACAUUUAUUUGCAUUAUAUCUUUAUUUCCAGGAUGGAUUUUAAAUCAGUGUUUUUUUUUCCGCAUUUACGAUUUUUAAUCAGACACUGAAUUGAUGUCUUGAUUGUAUCAUAUUUUGCUUUAAAACUGUACAUAAAAAUAAUUAGAAACCGCUCUCUGAUUUCAAUCAUUUUUAUUGAUUCAUUUUAUUGUGAUAGUUUUGUUUGUGUGCGCUUGUGUGUUGGUAUGCAUGUCGGUUUAAAUUUUUCUUUCCUCAUAAAUUGUAAAAUGUAAAAAAAAUAAAAUAUAUUAAACUGUUUAUAAAAACCCAA
Molecule: messenger RNA, 5026 nt
Organism: Paramisgurnus dabryanus
Lineage: Eukaryota; Metazoa; Chordata; Actinopteri; Cypriniformes; Cobitidae
Gene: larp1b
Product: La ribonucleoprotein 1B
Biological process (GO): mRNA stabilization; positive regulation of translation
Cellular component (GO): cytosol; cytoplasmic stress granule
Molecular function (GO): RNA cap binding
Source: RefSeq, a predicted model, not a curated record